Molecule: messenger RNA, 1806 nt
Organism: Grosmannia clavigera kw1407
Lineage: Eukaryota; Fungi; Ascomycota; Sordariomycetes; Ophiostomatales; Ophiostomataceae
Product: ribitol kinase
Exons: 5
Coding region: 1-1806 (601 amino acids)
Biological process (GO): carbohydrate metabolic process
Molecular function (GO): phosphotransferase activity, alcohol group as acceptor; kinase activity
Source: RefSeq, a predicted model, not a curated record
AUGAGCACCGAACAGGUCUACUACAUCGGUAUCGAUGUAGGGACUGGGUCCGCCCGGGCUUGUGUCAUCGAUGCAUCUGGCGAGAUCAAGGGACUGGCGUCCGAGGACAUUCGGCUCUGGAAAGUGGCAAAUGGCCACGAGGAUACGCACUAUGAGCAAUCGACGACGGACAUCUGGAAGCACAUCUGCGGCGCUGUCCGCACGGCUGUCGCCCAGGCUGGAAUCUCCGACGAUGGCACGGCGGCGAUUCGCGGCAUUGGCUUCGAUGCCACCUGCUCCUUGGCCGUUCUCAGCCACGACACGGACGAGCCGAUGAGCGUUGCUAAGGCGCGGCUGGGCAAGGAGGACCCGGAGGAUCGCAACGUCAUCCUGUGGCUGGAUCACCGCCCUCUUGAGGAGACGGAUGCGAUCAACGCGACUGGCCACAACCUGCUGCGCUAUGUCGGCGGAACGAUGAAUGUGGAGAUGGAGGUGCCCAAGGUGCUGUGGCUCAAGAACAACAUGCCGGCCGACGUGUUUGCACGCUGUAAAUUUUACGAUCUGGCCGACGCCCUGACGCACCUGGCUACGGGCUCGGAGACUCGCAGCUUCUGCAGCACCGUGUGCAAGCAAGGUUACGUCCCGGUUGGCGUCGACGGAAGUGUCAAGGGCUGGCAGGAGGAAUUUUUACGCGCGAUCGGGCUGGGAGAGCUGGCAGACGAUAAUUUUAAGCGUGUCGGCGGCGUCAACGGGGUGAACGGACAGUAUCUCUCUGCCGGCGAGCUGGUAGGCCCGCUUUCAGCCAAGGCCGCCGGUGAGCUGGGCCUGCCAGCCGGCAUUGCCGUCGGCAGCGGCGUGAUUGACGCCUAUGCCGGAUGGAUCGGCACCGUUGGCGCCCGCGUCGACCUGGGUGGCGCCGAUGCGGAUGUGGUCAGCAAGCCGGGCGCCAACGACAUAUCCCAGGCAUUCACUCGCCUCGCCGCGGUCGCUGGAACAUCGACCUGCCAUCUGGCCAUGUCGCGGGAUCCCUUCUUUGUCGAUGGUGUUUGGGGCCCUUACCGUGACGUCUUGCUGCCCGACUUCUGGAUGGCCGAGGGCGGCCAGUCGGCCACAGGCGAGCUGAUCCGCCAUGUCAUCGAGACGCAUGCAGCAUAUGCUGAGGUGACGGCAGCCGUUGCUGCACAGACGCAGAAGACUAAUAUCUACGACUACCUGAACGGGCGCCUACACGCGAUGGCUGCUGCCGAUGGAUCCCCCGCUGUCAGCUACCUGGCUCGCCACCUUUUCUUCUACGGUGACCUCUGGGGCAACCGGUCACCGCUGGCCGAUCCGCACAUGCGCGGCGCUCUCGUGGGGAUCAGCAACACCAGCAGCAGCGCUGACGGGCUGGCGCUGAUGUACUACGCGGCACUCGAGUUUAUUGCACUGCAGACGCGCCAGAUCGUCGACACCAUGAACGCGGCCGGUCACCAGAUGCGCAGCAUCUUCAUGUCGGGCAGCCAGUGCCGCAACGACAUUCUGGUCGGCCUGAUGGCCACAGCCUGCAAGCUGCCUGUGGUCAUUCCGCGCUACGACAGCGCGGCCGUCGUGCACGGAGCGGCUAUGCUGGGAGCGAAGGCGGCCAGCGGUGGAUCAGACGGCAAGACUGAGCCGCUUUGGACAAUCAUGUCACGCAUGACCAGUACUGGCCGCGUGGUGCAGCCGUCUGCGGACGAAGGCGAGACCAAGCUGCUGCAGGCCAAGUACGAGGUGAUGCUGGACCAAUUCAAGACCCAGCGUGCGUAUCGCAACAAGGUGAAUGCGGCUGUCGCAGGGUGGAAGAAGUAA